Molecule: messenger RNA, 2232 nt
Organism: Nasonia vitripennis (jewel wasp)
Lineage: Eukaryota; Metazoa; Arthropoda; Insecta; Hymenoptera; Pteromalidae
Gene: BBS8
Product: tetratricopeptide repeat protein 8
Exons: 9
Coding region: 391-1944 (517 amino acids)
Biological process (GO): non-motile cilium assembly
Cellular component (GO): BBSome; non-motile cilium; ciliary basal body
Molecular function (GO): protein binding
Source: RefSeq, a predicted model, not a curated record
UCAACGAUCUGCGCUGCUGACCGUAUAGUGUAUUUACUCUCGAGAAAUUUUCGCCCCCAUAUAUGUGUGUAUAGCUAUAAGACGCACUCGGUGAAGAAGUAAAAAAAAAGAAAAAAAGAAAAGAGAUAAAUAAAUCCCCAGUGACGCAAGCUCCGCGCUCUAUUCGAAAAUCGAUCCUAAUCCACCCAUACAAGUACACGUGCAGGUGUAUAUAUAUAGUCGUGGCGCGCCACCCUCUGGCUUGCGGAGAUCGAUAUGUAAGUGUAUUCGAUGUAUAGUAUAGUGUCCACAGGGCGACAGGUGCUCUCGAGGCGGAAAUACUUAUAUCCCCCCCCCCCCCCACACACACAAACACACACACGUAUACCAUAGGGGCCGGGAGAAGGUACAAUGGGUCGAGUAGCCGGUGACGGUCACUCGAGGCUUUACAAUCGUCCGAGGAACAACAUGGAACUGUACCUGGCACUGAGCUUGUUCAGAAGGAGAAAGUUCGAAGAGUGCGCCAGUGCUUGCACGGAAUUAUUAAGGAAGAGCCCUUUGGACCAGGCGGUGUGGGUGUUGAAGAUGCGAGCGUUAACUCUGCAAGUUUACGUGGACGACAUCGAGGCCGAGGAGGACGGGAUAGCGGAGAGUUUGCUCGACAACGAUACCAUAGCAUCGAUGCCCAGACCGGGAACUUCGCUUAGGAACCCUGGAACUGCACUCGCGGGUCAAGGCUUCAGGCCGAGAACGCAGUCCGGCAGACCAGUCACCGGCGUAGUGAGACCAGCGACGCAGUCGGCGAUGGACUCGUCACAGGGUAUGGAACAGACUUUACGGACGCCAAGAACAGCUUCGACCGCCCGGCCAAUUACCGCCAGCACAGGCAGGAGCGUCAGACUAGGAACCGCGUCGAUGCUGACGGAACCCGGAGGUCCGUUCAUACAACUCUCCCGCCUGAACAUCUCCAAAUACGCCUCGCAGCCCAGCAUCGCCAAAGCGCUCUUCGAGUACAUCUACUACCACGAGCACGACCCGCGCUACGCGCUGGAUUUAGCAGUUCAAGCGACCCAAGCCUGCCAGUACAAGGACUGGUGGUGGAAGGUACAGUUGGGCAAGUGCUACUACACCCUGGGCCUGGUCAGGGACGCCGAGCAGCAGUUCCGAUCGGCCCUGCGCGAGUGCAAAACCAUAGAGACGGUCUUGAGACUGGUCAGGGUCUGCGUCAAACUCGACCAGCCGCUCGCCGCCCUGGAGCUUUGCAAAAAGGGUCUCGAGUACUUUCCCAACGAUGUCUCGGUGCUGACGGAAAUGGCGCGAAUUUUCGAAGGCAUGGACAACGUCGCCAUGUCCGUCAAGUACUACAAGGCCGUAGCUCACGAGGACGCAUCUCACACGGAGGCUAUCGCCAGCAUAGGGCUGCACCACUUCUACAACGAUCAGCCCGAGAUCGCGCUCAGAUACUACAGGAGACUCCUGCAAAUGGGCGUCCACAAUGCCGAGCUCUUCAACAAUCUCGGCCUGUGCUGCUUCUACGCUCAGCAGUACGACUUCACGAUAUCCUGCUUCGAGAGGGCCUUGAGCCUCGCCACCGAGGAGAGCAUAGCGGACGUUUGGUACAAUAUUUCUCACAUAGCCAUCUGCCUCGGAGACUUGAUCAUGGCCAUGGAGUGCUUGAAACUGGCAAUCGACGCGGAUAACAGACACGCUCCGUCAUACAAUAAUCUCGGCGUGUUGGAGAUGAGAAAUGGAAACGCUGUCGCGGCUCGUAUAUACUUUCACGCGGCCGCCAGCAUCGCCAACUACAGCUACGAGCCGCAUUUCAAUAGUUCUUACUUGGCGUAUAAUAGCGGAGACUUACAGACUAGUUACAUUUCGGUACAAAAAGCCUUGAACGCUUAUCCCGGGCAUCGCGACAGUCAAGAACUCUUUCAAAAGUUACAGCAGUAUUUCACUUACAUGUAGAAAAAUGAAGCGCUAUAGAGUUGCGAGAAACCGCGCGCGCGCGCGUGUAAAUAAAGUUUCUUUUUUCUACAGACAUUUAUUCUUGUUGUUGUUAUUAUUAUUAUUAUUAUAUUCUUUUAUCGCCAACCUUAGGAAUUAAUAUGUACAGAUCAUUAAAGGCAAGUGCAUCUUUACACGUGUAAUUGAAAUAUGUAUCGGAUGUGUUCUUCAUCUCGAGAGAAAUCUGGCUUUCAAAGAAAAAUAAAUACUGUGACACAUCGUUUGGCGCUUAAAAAGUACAAUAAAAAA